Molecule: messenger RNA, 2211 nt
Organism: Artibeus jamaicensis (Jamaican fruit-eating bat)
Lineage: Eukaryota; Metazoa; Chordata; Mammalia; Chiroptera; Phyllostomidae
Gene: CUNH3orf52
Product: chromosome unknown C3orf52 homolog
Exons: 6
Coding region: 76-738 (220 amino acids)
Source: RefSeq, a predicted model, not a curated record
GCAGCUCUGGACUUUGCACCCUCGGGUGUGUGCUGCCGGUUUCCCCGCGGCCCGUUUCGUCCUGGCCUGCUGUCCAUGGAAGGAGCCAGGCCCCCCUCGCCGGGAGACGAGCUGGAGCUCUCGGAGGUGCAGAGGCAGCCGGACGAGCGGACGCCUCUCAAUGGAGCCGUCCAGAUCGUCCCCUUCCCGGCCGAGGAGCGAAGUCCAGCCCAGGCUAAGCAGAAAAGCCCUUGGAGCUCCUGCAAUAGGAAAUUGUUUGGAAAGUGUAAACUGUGGAUGGCUAUCCUCUCCAUUUUCAUAGGUCUCAUUAUAAUGAUCACCAUAAGCUUGUGUCUUAUGAAAGUAACUUACAUCGAUGAAGAUGAAAAUGAAAUACCUGAGUUAUCCUCAAACAAAACGUUCUUGGUCACAUUGAAGAUUCCAGAGGAGUGUGUUACUGAAGAGGAGUUGCCUCACCUGCUCCAGAAGAGGCUGGUAGAUGUGUACAGCUCAUCACCGUCCCUGAGCCGUUACUUUACUUCGGUGGAAACAAACUUCAGUUUGGCCUUCAGAGGAGAAAAUGCCACCAUAACCUACCAUCUGCAGUUUGGGGUUCCAUCGGAAGAUAACAAUUUUAUGAAAUACAUGAUGAGCGAGGAAUUGGUGCUGGGCAUUUUGCUACAGGAUUUCCAUGAUCAGAAGCUGUCUGGUUGUGAGACUCUGGAGCUUGAUCCAGAGUCCCUCUUGCUGGAUGAGUGAAGUGGUCGAGGUCAGCCUGUGUCUGAAAGCAGUGAUCCCCUGAAUCGUGGGAUGAGGAGAAUUCAUUCCAUUUUACAGGAAAAAAAUACUGUGAAUUAACACUGAAGGAUGCGAAAUGACCAGAGGGCUGGGCACAGUCCCUUUUCUCCUGCCUGCGCAGUUAUGACGUCCAGCAGAACAGCAGCCGAGAGCUGACCUGGCCCCACUUGUGAUAAAGGCAGGAAGCCAGAUGGGGCAGGGGUGAUGGGGUUGGGGGACGGACCUUGCAGGGUGAGAUCAGGGCGGGCCAUUAUGGAAGCACCGGCUGUUUCCACCCACGUGUGGGCACUUUCUUUUAAGUGUUAGAGUAGUCUUUCCGCCGGAUCCCGCCGACCCGUGCUGCUGGAGUGAGCCCAGGGAAAGGUGGCGGCAGGUCAGACGGCUCACUGAGAUCCCCCACCCACUCACCACCAUGUUUGAUCUACCUCUAAGCAAGCCUGCGAGGAAAAGAAGGGCACUUUGCAGGAUCAAAGCAGCAUCGUUCUCUGUCUGCUCUCCUAACCUGCGGCUACAUUUCUUAGGUAACCAGCUGUAGGCAGGCACAGCGUCCAAUGUGACUGUCUUAGCUAUAGCUGCAGACAUAAGAUGUGUGGUUUUAAAUUAUUUUUGCAUCUCCUCAUUGUUCCUGUGGCUCCUGAACACCUCUUUUAGCAACAUGCUCCCCCGAGAGUUCUGAACACACCGCUGUCGUUUUAGAUGGUUCUUCUGUGUGCAUUCUCACAGCCCUGCAUCAGGGAAUCGUUAAGACUCCCUCCUGUCUGCUGCAGCGGCUGCACAUUGGCUUCGCAUCGCCGGGUGUCAGUGGCCCUCCUGGACGACCCAGUGUCCUCACGCACUCACUGCCCGUGGGUCUCACCGAAGAUGGUGAUGAAACAGGAAGGAGCACUCUCUGCAACAAACUGUUGGAAGCGGAAGGCCUGUUCGUUGGCAGGGUGGGGGCGAUAUUAGUGCCUGGAUCGGUCAUUUGCAGACAUGGCACCGCCUGUCAUGAAGGAACAGGAUAUUUGUUUUGUUGGGGAAAUUGUUCGCUGGAGAUUUUCCAGGAGAAAGAGUUUUGUCAUCCGGUGAUGAGAGCUCCUUCACCCUGACGUCUCAGUCAGAUUGGCCUUAGGUGGGAGUGAGAGUGAGGGGCAGCUGUGUGGGGGGCUGUGUCUGAGUGUCGUCUCUGGUGGAUUGGCCUUGAGCUCCCUGUGACCCAGGACUCUGCAUAAUGUGAACUUUCUUAUUUAACUGGAAGAUACAUUUAUUUUAACACAGGGUCUCAUUUUGAGGAUAGUUCCUCAAACUAGCGAAACAGGUGAAUUAUCCUUCUUCCUCUUUAUUUUUUUACAUGUCAAGUGGAAACUUUAGUAUAUUUGUACUUUUUAGAAAAUAAUGGAAAACCUUAAUGGAAAAGGAUUUUAAAAUAUUCGCAAUAAAUUAUUUUUGCCUCCA